GCGAUGGCGCUUCUUCUGCUGAUCGGUUUGAACGUGGUGGUGGGAGCUCUUGCGUCCCCGCGACAAGCCAUAACUUGGACGGGACGGCGCGACAUGAACUUGGCUCGCACAGCUGCCUUUCGCCGCCUAAGGAGGGACGUGGAAGUAAAGAACGGGAACCUGGAUCGCAUUGUCUGCGUGCUGCUCGAGCUGAGCUCCCCCUGGUGCGAAAAGGGAGCGAAGGACACUCCGGGCGCAGCCCUCGAAGACGGAACUGGUGGAACCGAGGACGCGCUCCGGGAGGCCGCAGCUCUGCCUUGCAGGAGUCCCACUUGCAAGCUGUUCGCCAAAAGAAAGAAAGAAGAAAAAAGGCGGCCUCCAGAGCAGAGUCCUGACUCUCAGUUUUACAGCGGCUGGUGAUCUCGGCAUCCUUACAUCACCCUCUUGACUCCCAGUAUAUGACGCUGCAUAAAGAGAGAACAAAGAAUAGAAAAUGAACCAACAAGAAUAACUUACUGUUAAUUCUUUCUAUCGGUGCCAAAUACCUACCGGUAACGAAAUCACCGAUGUUGCUUUCCAUUUUAGGUCACAAGCUUUGAUGAAUAAAAGUCAAAGAAAUCAAGUGUUGUAGUUCUCAGUCAAGCUGUUGCCUUUUGUGACGUCGUAGAAAAGCAAUAUUCUAAUUACACAUGCGGAAUGGUAAAUUACACCAUAAAGUUAGGAAAUCUUUGCAUUUAUGCAGAGUCUGUUGCCUGUCAUGCUCAAAAAAAAAAA
This is a messenger RNA of Dermacentor silvarum, 753 nucleotides long. RefSeq lists its product as uncharacterized. The coding region runs from base 4 to 399 and encodes 131 amino acids. The transcript has 4 exons. The record is from RefSeq and is a predicted model, not a curated record. Lineage: Eukaryota; Metazoa; Arthropoda; Arachnida; Ixodida; Ixodidae.